Molecule: messenger RNA, 1485 nt
Organism: Spirodela intermedia
Lineage: Eukaryota; Viridiplantae; Streptophyta; Magnoliopsida; Alismatales; Araceae
Source: the annotation of a GenBank genome assembly
AUGGCACGGCGGCAGCACAUCGUCUUGUUCCCAUUCCUGGCGCAGGGACACAUCAUCCCCUUCCUCGCACUAGCCAAGCUGAUCACCCGGAGAUACCCAGGCCGCUUCACCGUCACCCUCGUCAGCACGCCUCUCAACGUCCGCAGCCUCCGGCAGUCCCUCCCUCCUGAUUCCGGCGUCCUCCUCAGGGAGAUCCCUUUCCGCAGCGCCGACCACGGCCUGCCGCCCGAUACCGAGAACACCGACUCUGUGCCUUUCCAGGACUUGAUCCGGAUAUUCCAGGCUUCUACCACCCUCCAGCCACAGUUCGAGCGGCUGAUCGCCGAGGAGAUCACCAAGGAGGACGGUCGCCCCCCACUGUGCAUCAUCGUCGACUUCUUCCUCGGGUGGACCGUCCAGAUAGCCGAGAAGCUCGGCGUGUUCCACGCCAUCUUCAACACCUGCGGCGCCUUCGGCACAGCCGUCUACUUCUCCAUGUGGAUGAACCUGCCGCACUCUCACACGACCUCCGAGGAUGACUUCUGGGUGCCGGGCUUCCCGGAGAGCUUUCGACUCCACCUGUCGCAGCUCUCUCCGACUCUGAGAUACGCCGACGGAGCGGACCCGUGGUCCUCCGUCAUACGGCAGCAAAUAGCCCUGUGCUUGUCUUCCAAGGCGAUCCUAUGCAACACAGUGGAAGGGUUGGAGCCGAUGGGAAUGGCGCUGCUCCGGAAAAUCGCCGGACUCUGCGUCUGGUCCAUCGGGCCUGUUCACCCCCUGGAGACCACCAACUCUGCCGGCAGGGGAGCCCGGAGGGUGCCCGGGGUCGACCCAGAGACCUGCCUACGGUGGUUGGAUGCUCAUCCUCCCCGCUCCGUCCUCUACGUCUCCUUCGGUUCUCAGAACAGCAUUUCCGCCGCGCAGAUGAUGGCGCUGGCGGCGGGCCUUGAGGCGACCCGCCGGCCGUUCAUCUGGGUCAUCCGCCCGCCCUUCGGCUUCGACGUGAAGGCAGAGUUCAAGGACGAGUGGCUGCCAAAGGGAUUCGAGGAUCGCACGGGGAAGAGCGGACGAGGCCUCCUGGUCCGGAACUGGUCGCCGCAGCUGGAGAUCCUGUCCCACCCGUCGGUGGGAGGAUUCCUGUCCCAUUGCGGGUGGAACUCGGUGCUGGAGAGCCUAAGCAGGGGCGUGCCACUCAUCGGAUGGCCCAUGGCGGCGGAACAGUUCUACAACUCGAAGAUGAUGGAGGAGGAGCUGGGCGUGUGCGUGGAGCUGGCCAGGGGGGUGGAGCAGCGAGUCUCCAGCGUGGAGGUGGAGAGGGUCGUCGGCUUGGUGAUGGACGGCGAGAAGGGGGAGAACAUGAGGAGAAAGGCGGCGUCGACAGCCCAGACGAUAAGGACGGCGAUCGAGGAGGAAGACGACAAGGGUACCUCCGCCGCCGCCCUGGACGACUUCCUAGCCACCGUUCUCAAGACCGCGCCGCCGGCCAACGAAGCAGAUGAUCUGUAG